AUGAAUCUUUAUACCUGUCCUGAUGUAAAAAAUCUAAAAGGUUCCUGGAAACGAGGUUCAUUUUUUCUCUUCCAUACAGCAAAACGUUCAGACUGUCAACACGGAAAGGAUGAAGGUUGGUGUGCGAAAAAAUUGAAGCGAUAUUACUACAACAGUGAGAGUGGAAAAUGCGAGAAAUUCAUUUACAAAGGAUGCGAAGGGAACAGAAAUAAUUUUAAAACGAAAAAUGCUUGCGAGAACGUCUGCAGAGAUGGAUCGACAAGUCACCAUUAAAAAACAUGGAGUCGCCGACGCAAGAAAGAAAAUAGUUGACAUCAGACUACGUGUUUGUUCUAUGUUCGAAUUGGUGUUGUACGCUAACAACGUGCAUAGGAUUUCCUAAAAUUACUUCUACUUGUGUUUUCAAUGUAGCUGAGGUCACCAUGCUGAGAAUAUGCUUGUUAUAUAAUGUUCUUCCAUCUGGAAAUUAAAUUCAUAGGCCUUUAAAAAAAUGUGUAUUUCAUUUGCGGGAUAAUAAAAAGAAAUUGAUAACAGAAUUUAUGGUUGUUAUGUUUUGUUCUAAGUUAUGCAAGCAUGCAACCUCGUCCCAAGGGCAUACUGUUCGCAUCCCCGUCCCGAUGCCAGAACAUAUACAAGAUAUCCUGCGGACGAGGUUGUGCAAUAUGAUUAUUCGUGUUAUUAAUUACCCUCUGGUAUUCUCAAUUGACCAGACGCAACUUUAGCAUUAGUUCAGAAUAAGCAAAAAAAUCUUUAUUUUUGCACAGAUUAUUUAGGUGAAUUUUUAUCAAUGGACUGUGUGCAAACAUG
Messenger RNA from Hydractinia symbiolongicarpus, 807 nucleotides. RefSeq names its product PI-stichotoxin-Hcr2f-like. The transcript is spliced from 3 exons. Gene Ontology annotation, molecular function: serine-type endopeptidase inhibitor activity. Lineage: Eukaryota; Metazoa; Cnidaria; Hydrozoa; Anthoathecata; Hydractiniidae. Bases 1 to 273 code for a protein of 90 amino acids. The record is from RefSeq and is a predicted model, not a curated record.